AUGAAACGAAUGUCGCUGGGACCGACGGGAGCAGCUCUGCUGAGAGACGGGAUCGACUCGGCCAAUAGCAAAAGACGAUCGACUACAAUACCGACCUCACAAAAGAAAAACACGGCGGAGCCAAGCCAGUUUCAAACGUACUUCAUGGCCGCCAUAGACGAGUUCAUUCGCGAUCGCGAAGAACAAGGAGCAAGCAACCUGGUCUUUUAA
Peronospora matthiolae is the source of this 210-nucleotide messenger RNA. The record is from the annotation of a GenBank genome assembly. Lineage: Eukaryota; Oomycota; Peronosporomycetes; Peronosporales; Peronosporaceae.